Molecule: messenger RNA, 2788 nt
Organism: Branchiostoma floridae (Florida lancelet)
Lineage: Eukaryota; Metazoa; Chordata; Leptocardii; Amphioxiformes; Branchiostomatidae
Product: N-acetylated-alpha-linked acidic dipeptidase 2-like
Exons: 18
Coding region: 413-2656 (747 amino acids)
Molecular function (GO): carboxypeptidase activity
Source: RefSeq, a predicted model, not a curated record
UUGACAUAUGCAUGCAUAUUGUGUGUUUACUGACAAUAAUCUAUGGACAUGUGUUGAUUAUAGGCACCGUAUUUAACGGUCAAUCGACGGUCAAAGGCUCAGCGAAAGCAAGUCCACGUCUGCUGACGAUAUAGACCCACUACGCUUCACGAAAGCGUCUAGUUUCUGCCAGACUGACUACGCUGGGUGUGAUACGGUGGAUUUUUGCCAAGGAGGUUUUGCUAUCAGCAAAGCUGGAGUUGGCCGGCCGCGCAGCCAGAGGGGCAACAUUAACCUAAUAAUGAGCGUCGACUGACUCCCCUGGCCAAUUUCCCUGGCCAUUUUUGGCCGAAUUCUACGAUCGCUGUACCCUUCGGAAAGCCUGGUGCCAGUGGUGGAGGCUAGAAAGCGUCCAGUUCCGAACACAAACAUCAUGGCCAUGGGUCCUCGUGUAAAGGUCUUCCUUCUCGCCGUGGUGUGUGCUGCUAUCGGACUGGUUGUGGGUGUUCUUAUCGGGUUCUUCUCUCGGAGCGGAGGCCGGGCUGACGUCGAGACACUCCUGUCCGAGGAGGAAAGCUGGGUGUCCGGGGCGCUGAUGGCUGAGAUCGACCCGGGUCGGAUUGAAGGAUACCUGAGGAAGCUGACAGAGAAGCCCCACCUAGCGGGUACUGAGGGAAGUUACACGCUUGCGGAGUACGUGAGGCAGACGUGGCUGGAGCAGGGCCUGGACUCCGCACACAUUGCGCCGUACCACGUCCUGCUAUCGUACCCACACCCGGACAAACCCAGCUACGUCGCUCUACUCGAUAGCAACGACGAUGAGAUGUUCCGAUCAGCCCCCCGUGAACCGAACUUAGAUCUGGACCCGCCUGCAAACAUCUCCAGUGUGGUGCCGCCUUUCGCCGCGUACUCUCCCUCGGGCACAGUCGAGGGCGACUUGGUUUGCGUGAACUACGGCAGGACGUCAGACUUCGCCCGGCUGGAGAGCUUGAACAUCAACGUGGCGGGGAAAAUCGUGAUCGCUCGGUACGGGAAAACCUCAAGAGGCAGAAAGUUGAGACGUUGCCAGGUACGCGGUGCCCUGGGCCUGAUCGUGUACUCAGACCCGGCGGACACGGUCGGGACGGGCCCCGCUGCUGACGACCGGCCGGUGUACCCCGAGGGGUGGUUCGGCCCGGGUACGGCAGUGCAGAGGGGGCACUACCUCUACACACAGGUGGAGGGAGAACCACUCACGCCAGGCUACCCUGCCAAAGAUUACAUGUUCCGGUUGAACGAGAAUGCGAGUGAACCUCUCCCUACCAUCCCGGCGUACCCUAUAGGUUAUAACGACGCCUGGCACCUCCUCAGUGCAAUGGACGGACCCGAAGCUCCGUCUUCCUGGAGAGGUGGUCUCAACAUCACCUACCGACUUGGACCGGGACUGCAGGCAUCGGGGCGCGCGAGGAAAGUCCGACUGAACGUGAACGUGAACCGCGAGGUGAGGCCCAUCCACAACGUCAUCGGGGUCAUUCGAGGACGCGUGGAGCCAGACCGAUACGUGUUGCUAGGUAACCACCGUGACGCGUGGAAUCUGGGCGGGGUGGACCCCAGCAGCGGUACGAGCUCCCUGAUGGAGGUCAGCCAUGCGUUUGGAGCAAUGGUGAAAAAGGGGUGGCGCCCCAGACGAUCGCUCGUAUUUUGCAGCUGGGACGCUGAGGAGUAUGGGAUACACGGAUCCUUUGAAUGGGUCGAAGACUUCGGUAAGAUUCUGACAGAGCGAGCUGUAGCGUACUUGAACGUGGAUAUGGCCGUAAGAGCCACAUACUCUCUCCGUGGAAGGGCGUCACCCCAACUUGCACCGGCCUUACUCGAAGCCGCGAAGAAGGUUCCCUGGCCGGUCAGCGCCCCGGAAGGAAAGACCAUGUACGACGUUUGGCGGAAACGCACACCGGAAGUGAACGGUGACCCGGAUACAAAACCCAGAGUGGACUUACCGAGAUCGGGGAGUGAUUUUACACCGUUCGUGCACCGGCUGGGCGUGCCGGCUAUCGACCUGGCGUUUUUCCAGGACACGUCCAUGGGUAUUUGGGAUUACCCACUGUACCACACGGCGUACGCGACCUUCCACCUCCAGAAGAAGAUCAUCGACCCGGACUUCCUGUUCCACCGGGCCAUGUCCCAGCUAUGGGCGGAGACAGCGCGCUCCCUGGCCGACUCCCUCAUCCUGCCCUUCCGCCUGUCGGAGUACGGCGCGGUUCUCGGCGGGAUGAUGGAGGACCUGGAGAGCAGGUACGGGACUCAGCUGGCGGCCAGGGACAUCUCUCUCGAUUCACUAUCAUCUGCGGUAAACAACUUCACAACUGCGGUGGACACAUUUGAUGCAGAGGUUGCUGGUGCAAAGAUAACGGACCCAUUUGUAGCCCGAAUGUACAACGACCAGCUGAUGCAGCUGGAAAGGGCCUUCAUCGACCCGCAGGGCCUGCCGGGAAGGAAAUUCUACAGGCACACAGUAAUGGCCAGCCGUCUGUACUCCUCAGCGACCUUCCCUGCCCUCGGUGACGCCAUUUACCUGGCCGUGAACAACAAGGCAGACUCUGAGGGGGCGUGGCGAGACGUUCGGAAGCAACUGUCAAUCAUAACGUUCAUCAUCCAAUCAGCAGCCAAUACUUUAGUGAAGAUAGAUUUAACGUCAUAAGGGAGAACAAGGGUAAUGUGUGGGCAUGGUUUUCUAUCACGACGGUACGAGGUCUAGGAAGGGAAUAUAUAUAGUUAUUUUUGAUUUUGUUUCGUCAUUUCAUGAAGUAGAAUAUAUGAAAGGACACACAAA